Phalaenopsis equestris is the source of this 1461-nucleotide messenger RNA. Its product is annotated as peptide chain release factor 2. Gene Ontology annotation, biological process: translational termination. Bases 24 to 719 code for a protein of 231 amino acids. NCBI's taxonomy places the organism in Eukaryota, Viridiplantae, Streptophyta, Magnoliopsida, Asparagales, Orchidaceae. Gene Ontology annotation, molecular function: translation release factor activity. The record is from RefSeq and is a predicted model, not a curated record. The transcript is spliced from 7 exons. Gene Ontology annotation, cellular component: chloroplast.
GGCAUCGAUCCAUUCCUACCAGAAUGGCGCGGCUGCUUUCGAAGUGGGCUCUGUGGAUUUCCUACGGGGCAGACAAUCAUGGUCCAUAUCCGCUCAUCAACCUACAAAGAACCCGAAAAACCCUAGCUUCCCUCAAAUUAUCCUCCUCCUCAAGUAGCAGCAGCAGCAGCACCACUGCCGCUGAAUAUCUUCGGUUAAGUGAUGAGGAGCUGAUGGCUCAGUGCGAGAUGGACACCUUUAAAUCCUCCGGGCCCGGCGGACAGCACCGCAACAAGCGCGAGUCUGCUGUCCGUCUGAAGCACCUCCCCACCGGCAUUAUAGCCCAGGCUGUAGAAGACAGGUCGCAGCACAGGAAUCGUACGUCUGCAUUGUCUCGUCUCCGCAUUCUAGUGGCCUUAAAAGUCAGGAAUACUAUAGAACUUGAUGGAUAUAAACCUCCUUUAGAACUUCUUCAAAUUCUUCCUGCUAAAUCAACAAUCAGGGGAUCUGAAGUUGGCCCUCAAAUUGGUCCUAACAAUCCAAAGUUCACUCUGGGAAUGCAGGCUUUAUUGGAUUUAGUCUCUACCGUUGAGGGUUCAGUUUCAGAGGCAGCAAAAAUCCUGGGGCUAAGUACGGGCGCCCUGUCAAGGCUCAUACUUUCAGAUGAUUCUCUCCGAGCUGCAGUAAAUGAACUCAGAACAUCCAAGCUUUUCAUUCAGGGCCUGAAACCUCUCAAGUGAGUUGUUGAAAUUCGCAGAAGAAGCAUAUGGAUUAGUUUUUCAUCCAGGGCAUGAAACCUCUCAAGCGAUAGUUGAAAUUUGCAGUAGAAGCACGUGGAUUUGGUAAUUUGUAAGUUUCCUCUUGAUAUCUGACACAUUGAAAUUAAGAUUCAUUUCUAAACAAUUCUUGUAGAACUUCUCCUGUUUUUUCUGCUAUACUGGUCUUUUUAAUCAUAAUUGGAGCAUGCUUCAGUUUGUACUUCCUGGUAUACUAAGGCAUCAUUAAAUUUAUUUUUUAUUUAUCUUAUGUUGGGAUAAUAUCUCCUAAUUUUUUUGCCAUAUUGAGUCAAAAACUACCGCAAGCAUGUCUUUUAACCUCCGCCCUCCUGAAGCAGAGCAAAAUCCCCAAUCACGAGGAAUCAAACAUCCAUAAAAUAUCAUAAAGUUGGCAUACUCUGUUCAAGUGAAAAAAAGUUGGAUACUUUUCCCAUAAUAUGCUUGGAAAAGGCUAGUUUCUCAUGGCAAUAUAAAGAUUGUGGUCUAAGGAUGUGGCUUCAAAAAUGGAAAUCAUGAAUCAAAGCAGGCAAAAUCAAGUCUCUUUUUUCACUUGCUAGUUUUGUACUCAGAAACAAAAGUAAGAAUAAGUUUCCUCAUAUCAUUCAUCUUCUAGAGUAAUAGCUUCUUGCCAUUAGCGUAUUACUCAAUAAGUCACAUAGCAAUCCCACAUUCAUAUCAUCAUUCAACCAAAAUUAUAUGAUUUAUA